This is a messenger RNA of Pyrenophora tritici-repentis Pt-1C-BFP, 1374 nucleotides long. RefSeq names its product Zn-finger protein. The record is from RefSeq and is a predicted model, not a curated record. Lineage: Eukaryota; Fungi; Ascomycota; Dothideomycetes; Pleosporales; Pleosporaceae. Gene Ontology annotation, biological process: regulation of transcription by RNA polymerase II. Gene Ontology annotation, molecular function: RNA polymerase II cis-regulatory region sequence-specific DNA binding; DNA-binding transcription factor activity, RNA polymerase II-specific.
AUGGCUGCCGUUGUUGCUUCUCACCACAUGGGUCUUUGGCAAGACCGAAGGGAAACACCAGCCCACAUUCCCAACAUGCACCUCUCCAACAUGAUGCCCUCCUACGACGCUUCGCGGACAGUCUCAAACGCUCCCGUCUCUCGCAGUUACCAACCAACUUCGUCUCACAUGGACAUCAACAUGCCUCUCUACUCAGCAAACGGACUCCCAACCUCAGUGCCAUACCAAUCAGGGGCUUUUGCCUACGAUCCCACCCCGGUAAAUGCGUACAACAUGCAACAACCAUCAUACUACCAAUCCAACAUUCAGCACCCUGUAUCAUACGCCCCGACCUCCGAUGUCCAGCAACUCCCCACUGUCCGAGAUGCGCGCAACGUCUUCAACAACAUGGUCAAGUCCGAGAGCACAUCACCAGUACAGUCGAACCCAAUGUACAACAACACUGGCUACUCAGCCGACAUCAAGCGCUCCACAUCAGAGCCAACUGAAGGCACCAGUGCUUCUUUCGCCACAGACGUCGACACCCUCAUGCGGGCCAUCCAGGCGAAGCAGACCACAACUCCCCAAGCAUCAGAGCCCAAGGAGGAAGCAGUCAAGGUUUCUCAGAAGCCCCGCAAGCGAUACCAGUGUACUAUCCCCAACUGCAACAAAAGCUUCUACCAGAAGACGCACCUUGAGAUUCACAUCCGUGCCCACACUGGCGCAAAGCCAUUCAACUGCAAAGCACCAGGUUGCGGACAGUCGUUUUCUCAGCUAGGAAACCUCAAGACACACGAGAGGCGACACACUGGCGAGCGUCCAUACAGCUGCGACAUCUGCGGCAAGACCUUUGCGCAACGCGGCAACGUCCGAGCACACAAGAUUGUUCACCAGCAAAUCAAGCCCUUCACCUGCAAACUUGACGACUGCGGCAAGCAGUUCACCCAGCUAGGAAACUUGAAGUCACACCAGAACAAGUUCCACGCAGCUACCCUUCGCUACCUCACCCAGAAGUUCGCAACCAUCACUUCCGGAGACUGGGUGUCCCAAGAAGACAAGGAGCUUUGGGAGUACUUCGCGUCGCUCUACAAGAACUCCAACAAGGGCAUCAAGGGUCGCGGCAAGGACCGACGCAUCUCGGCCAUGUCCUCGUCUGCAUCUUCCUACCCCUCAUCAUACGCCGGCAUGCCAAUGGUUCCCAUGUCAAGAAGUUACGCCGGGUCAUUCCACCAGCAAAGCAGUGACCGCAGCAGCCGCAGCUCGUCCAUGUCUUCCGACUCGCUGCACCGCGUCGACAGCGCAUACGACUUUGGCGCCCCGAUUCCAAACCCCUACCAUCAGCAGCCAGGCACUGGAUACGACGACAUGGUCUUCCCCGAGCGCAAGCUCUACUGA